Zymoseptoria tritici IPO323 is the source of this 682-nucleotide messenger RNA. RefSeq lists its product as uncharacterized. Lineage: Eukaryota; Fungi; Ascomycota; Dothideomycetes; Mycosphaerellales; Mycosphaerellaceae. Gene Ontology annotation, molecular function: protein binding; L-methionine (R)-S-oxide reductase activity. The record is from RefSeq and is a predicted model, not a curated record. The transcript has 5 exons. The annotation marks the transcript as partial. Gene Ontology annotation, cellular component: cytosol.
GUUCACGCCGAUUCUUCAAAUUUUGCCAAUGGCGUGACGAAAAGAGAAGCAUAUGAUCAAGUAAUUGAACAAGCGAAAGCGCUUUUCGAUGGUCAACAGAAUUGGGUCUGCAACACUGCGAACGCCGCCAGCUUACUAUGGCACGCCUACCAUGCCCUACCAUCGCCUAGCAACAAAGUGAACUGGUCAGGUUUCUAUGUGGCAGAUCCGAGGAAGCAGAAUCAGCUCAUACUUGGUCCUUUCCAAGGCAAGGUCGCUUGUCAGACCAUCAGCUUUGGCAAAGGAGUCUGCGGUGCUGCUGCGAAGACAGGCAAGACUCAGCUUGUGCCUGAUGUCGAAAGGUUUCCAGGUCACAUUGCUUGUGAUGGAGCUUCGAAGAGUGAAAUUGUUGUGCCCAUCGUGAAGGAUGGAAAGGUCGUGGCCAUAAUAGACAUAGAUUGUGCAGUCGAGAACGGCUUCGACGAGGAAGAUCAAUUGAAGCUGGAAGAGCUUGCGGACGUUCUCGGUCAAGGAUGCAACUGGUAGAGCUGGUUCCUCUGCGCACUCACGCAUUGGAUGCCUAGAUCGAAAGCGACUCUUCCACACGUGGAUCGCCUACGUUGUUUUCAGCAAGCUGCUACUGUAGGAAGACAGUCACAGCAUGUAAAAUAUACACAUGCAGUCCCAGCACUUUUGCUGCUUG